AAUGGAGAUUUAACGUCUGUCGAAGCUCUGUUGGCACGUUACAAUUAUUUAUUAUAGUUCAAGAAUAUUUUGUAUUUUUCUACUAUUGUAUUAUCUGACGCUACCAAAUCGGGGCGUGACGUUUGAAAGAUCACGUGUCUUGUGUGCCAAGAUGGCGUCCUCCCUGAGAGGUGUUUGAGGGGAGAAUCUGUCACUCCACGGAGACUGGGGGAAGAUACCUUCCUGAGCCCUUCAGACGGGAGGAUGAUAGGCUCCCCGGACUUGGUGGCUUUUACCAGGCAGGAGGCCUAUGAAGAACAGACGACUCCAGCACUGCCUGAGGAAUACUCUGUGCCUCUUUUCCCUUUCUCAGACACGGAAAGCAGCCCCUGGUCCAGGUUGUCUGGGGCCAAAUUCAGUCGAGAUUUUAUCCUUAUCUCUGAAUUCUCAGAGCAGGUUGGCCCCCAGCCUCUGCUCACUAUUCCUGACGACCAUGAUAAUAAAGUCUGCGGUACAUUUGACCUCAACUAUUUCUCUCUACGUAUCAUGUCAGUGGAUUAUCAGGCUUCCUUUGUGGGACACCCACCUGGCUCAUCAUACCCCAAAUUAAAUUUUGUUGAAGACUCUAAAGUUGUGUUGGGGGACUCCAAAGAGGGGGCUUUUACAUAUGUCCACCACCUUACGUUGUAUGACCUGGAGGCAAGAGGUUUUGUACGACCCUUCUGUAUUGCAUAUAUAUCCACAGACGAGGAUAAAAUUAUGCAGCAGUUCAUUGAGCUUUCUAGUGAUUUUUCUAAGGCUUCAGAGUGUCUGAAAAUUGGGAACAGAAAGGCGUUUGCUCAUGAGUUAGAGAAGAAGUUGAAAGACCUGGAUUACACUAGGACUGUGCUUCAGAUGCAGAUGGAAGAUCUGAUGAAAAUGGAUGAUAAGGGAUUUUAUUCAACACAAGCCAUUGAAAAAGCUAAUGAGCUUGCCAACGUGGAGAAGUCAAUUAUUGAGCAUAAUGACUUGUUAAAACAGAUACAGUCCUAUCCAUACAGGAAGUUAAAAGGUGAUGAUUUCCAACCAUAUGAGCCAGAGACUUUACAAGAUGAAGGGGUAUUUAAUGGGUCGGUACAGCCUUCAGUUUCUUCAGACCCAGAUGAAAAUGUUUUGGAAGAGGAAACCAAUGUCUGUCCUACUAGGUCAACUUACACACCAAAAUUCAUAAAGGCAAAAUCAGCCAAAUGUUUUGAUAAAAAAUUGAAAACCUUAGAAGAACUUGUUGACCUUUACUUUUUUACUCAAACAUUAGAUUUGUUAACAAGCAUAGAAAAAAAAUAUAGGGGUGACGUGAGUUAUUUAUUAAUGGGGAAUCUUGACAAAGCUCUUUUAAAGCAGCAAGCGAUAACAAACUUUUUAUUUGAAGAUUUGUCACCUUGGGAUGCAAGAUCAUCCGUUAAACAUUAUAAUGAUAAUCUGGAGGCUUCUCAGAGCUUUCUUAGCCCUAAACCUUUUCAAGAGCCUGUGAAUAUUAAGCCUUCAGCAAGUUUUGAAUCCUACAAGUCAAGUGUAGAAUCCGUUCCUAUUAAAAUGGAACAAGAAUUAUCGAAUGAUGAUUGUCCCCCAGAGGAAGCAGAACUGUUUGUCUCUGAUACGCAAGAUAUAUCGGAAUGCCUUGAUAUGGAUAUGAAAGGGAGUGUUAGCAGUGGUGAAAGCAUUGAAGUCUUAAGAACUGAAAAUUCUGUCUCUCUACUUACUCAUUCUGAGAGCCAGCCAUGCAUAAGGCUGCAUUCUAGUCCACUGGUACCCAGGAAAAAGGCUUCUAGCCGGAGAACCAUUAGUGAAGAUAGCAUCGAAGUCCUUAGCACAUGUACCUCAGAAACUGUAAUACCUGAGGACUUUAGGGCAUAUCAGAUUGUUAUAAAUGAAGAAGAGCCGUCUACAGAAGAUAUGAAAGAGCAGCAGUGUAGUCUUAUAGAUAAUGAUGAUAAUGCUCAUGGAAAUAGGGAAGUCCCUAUAAAUGACUCUUCAGUAGAGCCUGCUUGUUGUAUAGGGGCUGAGAGUUCAAGUCUGGUUGAACAUACUGGAAAUCUAACUCUAGACUCUAGUGGGUAUGGCACCGUUGUUAGUGUCCCACCACAACCCUUUCGAAAUAAUGACCAGUCUUUUCAAGUUAAAUUCAAUGUGGAUGAGAUUGAGUGUCAAUCAGAUGACCAGGCUUUUCAUAGAAUUUCUGUUUCUGAGCAAGAUUCAGGCUAUUUAAUGAGUAGUGGAGAAGCUGGGAGAAUUAAUUUUGAGGAGCAUUCUGAUUCGACAAGUUACAGAAGCAGUGCUUCCACUUGUUCUGAUAGGACACCUUCCCCAUUUUAUUGUAGCAGCAACCUCUCAGAGAAACACAAAAAGAAAGCUGGCCAAAAUGCUCUGAGGUUUAUUAGACAGUACCCUUUUUCCCAUCCUGCCAUUUAUUCACUACUGACUGGGAGAACACUUGUUAUUAUAGGAGAGGAUGAAGCUUUAGUGAAAAAACUUGUAACUGCCUUGUCUAUAUUUGUUCCCAAUUCUGGAAAUGUUGCCAAACCAGUUAAACUCUGGGUUAGUCCCCCACUGCACAUAUUGGAUUUUCAGAAGUGGAAACUGAUUGGUCUUCAGAGAGUGGCCUCGCCUUCUGGUUCCAUCAUGCUUCAGUCCCUGAUGCGCUACAGCCGUUACGCCAGUGUUCUGGAUGCUGACAAUAAAACUCUCCGUUGCCCCAUCUAUAAAGGAACGCUGUUACAGAGAAUGGCUGACCACCGCACACAGAUAAGGAGGGGCAGCACCUACUAUAUGCACGUGCAAAGCAUGUUAACCCAGCUUAGCUCCAAGGCUUUUUUGUUCACAUUCUGUCGCCAUCUGCACUUUCCGAUUCGUGAGGACGAAAGCGAGGAGUCCAUCUCACAGCGCCAGGCAGCUUUCCUACACCAUCUGCUUGGUCUUUCCCAGGAGGAUAGUAAGAUAGUAGAGUACCUCUCUGAGCUGCUAAAAAUGCAUUACCUGCGGGAACUGGGAACGCAAGUUCUUCCUGUGCUCAGGUUUGACUACGUCCCCAGCUUUUUAUACAAAAUUUAACACAUGGAAUGACCUUUUGAGCCUUCCUCUGUAAGAAGAGACUGCAGUUGAAUUAAGGAUCGAGAGGCAUCACUUAAGCAUGACAGUUUGCACCUCAGGCUGGGAAAUAUUGUUGAAAAUGUUUUGUCCUUUUGCAUUGUUGUUUUUUUGUUUUGUUUUUUUUUGUAGAUGGUCUGUAUAUGUUAUACUAUAUGUUAUGCUACUGACGGAGGGAAACCAACCGAUUGGUUGUUUUCUCUCAUUAGAAUGAAUGGAUAUUUGUCCUUGUGAAAGAUGUUGUGACUGGGGAAUGGCAUUAAGAAAGUGGAAGAGUUAUCAUUUGAAUUUUUUUGUUUUAAAGGGAUAUAAAAUCCAAUUUUUCUUUCAUGGUUCAGAUAGAGCAGGCA
Messenger RNA from Bombina bombina (fire-bellied toad), 3452 nucleotides. RefSeq names its product SMCR8-C9orf72 complex subunit (gene SMCR8). Bases 244 to 3066 code for a protein of 940 amino acids. The transcript is spliced from 2 exons. Gene Ontology annotation, molecular function: GTPase activator activity. Lineage: Eukaryota; Metazoa; Chordata; Amphibia; Anura; Bombinatoridae. Gene Ontology annotation, cellular component: guanyl-nucleotide exchange factor complex. The record is from RefSeq and is a predicted model, not a curated record.